AUGAAUAAGAAACGUCGCAUCUUAAUAAUCGAUCCCGCAAACUCGCCAAAAUCGAUACAGAGUAAUCCUGAUUGGAGAUUAUUGCUAGCUUGCAGCUUUCGCCACGUGCCUAUGGCAAGAGAAGCCCUCUCUCAAGGCGCGAACGUCAAUUGUAGAAGAUUUGAUUAUUUAACUCCUCUGCAUAUUGCGGUUCAACAUAAUGAUACUGAACUUAUUCAAUUGCUUUGCAAUCAGCCAUCUAUCAACACUGAAGCAAGAGUUAUUGAUGGAUUAACACCUCUUCAUAAAGCUACAUUCCUCGGACAUAAAAAUGCAAUUGAAGAGUUACUUAAAAACAAUGUCGUGAUUAACUGCAUAGACAAUUUAGGCAGAUAUCCUUUGCAUUAUGCAGCUCUUCACAAGGAUACGGAAAGUGCCUCCUUGUUAUUAAAAAAUGGCGCAAAUGUAAAUGUUUACGAUGAUUUUCACGAAAGCCCUUUAUACACCAGCGUCAUACGAAGACCUUUUCUUCCUAUGAUUGAUUUACUACUAUCCCACGGCGCUACUGUCACAUCCGGACCAAAUCAGAUUUCAUUGUGUCUACUUCUCGAAGCUACCUUGUCUGCACGGAGCGCAUCGGACAUAGAAAUACUUGAUCUUUUGUUUCGAAAAGGUGCAGAUGUAAAUACAACGGAUCUUAUCGGUUUACGCACGCCAUUGCACAUAGCAGCUAUGACAGGAAAUUCGGAAGUGAUUGUUUACCUCAUUGUGAAAGGAGCAGAUUUAAAUGGGAAAACUAGAGCCGGACAUACGCCGAUGGAUAUAGCUUUAAUGUAUCGCAAUUUCGAAGCUGCACAAUUAAUAGAUUUACUUUCGAAAGAAGUAAAAAUACAUAGGACAUCGAGUAUAAUUAAUUUUGAUUAG
Molecule: messenger RNA, 903 nt
Organism: Frieseomelitta varia
Lineage: Eukaryota; Metazoa; Arthropoda; Insecta; Hymenoptera; Apidae
Product: serine/threonine-protein phosphatase 6 regulatory ankyrin repeat subunit C-like
Exons: 5
Coding region: 1-903 (300 amino acids)
Molecular function (GO): protein binding
Source: RefSeq, a predicted model, not a curated record